GCACACAACGCCCUUCAGUUCCGCCCAAAAGGGAAAUGACGCCGGUGCAGAAAAUGGCGUCCGCAAAGCCUGUGGACCGCUGUGGCUUGUUACCCGUUUAAUUUAGAGCCGAGUGGGGGGUCUCUGCGUCUGGCAGGCGGACGACAACAUGGCAGUGCACCGCUGCCGCCCGCUCUCUUGAUUCCGGAAUAAACCCCGCCGCUUCAUGUCCGAAGGAGCCAGAGCUGCCUGGUCGAAGAGGGGUAGUGGGGAUUCGCACCGCCGAGGUGAGACGGCUCACUGUUAGCAGCCGAGCUAAAGCCUGUUACCCCCGGUCGAGCGGUGUCGGAUCCCCCGUAGCUCCUGUCACCGCGAAACGGGAGUCGUGACAGUUACGGUGGCUAGUCAGAACCAGGGAAACACAAACACAGGAAAUGCGAGCGGCCCCUUAGCGCUCAGCCGUCAAAGCCUGUGAUUGUUCGCCCGGGCUCCAAAAGGUGAUUGACGCUCAGAAAAGGGACUUUGUUAGCAUCUACUGGACACAAGGGGCACUGUCCUCUGAUUGGCUCGGACAACCCCCUCUGACAUGCCCGUGGCCAAUCAGAGGUGUGUUAUGUCGGGGGCAGAUGUGGAGGUGUACCUGUCCCAGGUGCAUGAUGGGAGUGUGUCGUCGGGCUUCCGGGCGCUGUACGAGGAGCGUCUGCUGCUCGAUGUCACACUGUUGAUAGAGGAGCACCACUUCCAGGCCCACAAGGCGCUUCUGGCCACCCAGAGCGACUACUUCCGGGUCAUGUUCACAGCAGACAUGAGGGAGAGGGACCAGGACAAGAUCCACAUGAAGGGGCUGACAGCCGCUGGGUUCGGCCACAUUCUCCGAUUCAUGUACUACGGCUCGCUGGAGCUCAGCAUGCCCACCGUCCAGGAGAUCCUUCAGGCGGCCAUGUACGUGCAGCUGACGGAGGCGGUGGAGUUCUGCUGCUCCUUCCUGCUGGCCAAGAUCUGUCUGGAGAACUGUGCCGAGGUCAUGCGGCUCCUGGAGGACUUCAGCGUGGGCGUGGAGGGCGUCCAGGAGCAGCUCGACAACUUCCUACUCGACAACUUUGUCCCCCUCAUGAGCCGACCCGACUUCCUGUCCUACCUCAGCCUCGAGAGACUGCAGGCGUACCUGAACAGCGAUGCUCUGAGUCGCUUCCCAGAAAUCGAGCUGUAUGAAGCGGUCCAGGGCUGGCUGCGACACGACCGGCGGCGCUGGAGGCACACCGACACCAUCGUGCAGUCCAUCCGCUUCUGCCUCAUGACUCCUGCCAACAUCUUUGAGAAGGUGAAGACGUCAGAGUUCUACCGUUACUCCAGGCAGCUGAGGCAGGAGGUGGAUCAGGCGCUCAGCUACUUUCAUGAUGUCAACCAGCAGCCUCUGGUGGAGACGCGCUCCAACCGGAUCCGCUCCGUCCGCCCGCAGACCGCCGUCUUCAGGGGAAUGAUCGGUCACAGCAUGGUCAACAGCAAGAUCCUGCUGCUGCAGCGCCCGAAGGUGUGGUGGGAGCUGGAGGGACCUCAGGUGCCGCUGCGACCCGACUGCCUGGCAAUCGUUAACAACUUUGCCUUCCUGUUGGGAGGAGAGGAGCUCGGGCCCGACGGGGAGUUUCAUGCCUCAUCCAAAGUCUACCGCUACGACCCUCGACAGAACUCGUGGCUACGCAUGGCUGACAUGUCGGUGCCCAGGUCAGAGUUUGCUGUGGGCGUCAUCGGCAAGUUUAUUUACGCGGUGGCGGGCCGCACGCGAGACGAGACCUUCUAUUCCACAGAGCGCUAUGACAUCACAGAGGACCGCUGGGAGUUCGUGGACCCGUAUCCUGUAAACAAGUACGGUCACGAGGGAACGGUCCUCAACGGUAAACUGUACAUCACCGGCGGCAUCACCUCCUCCUCCACCUCCAAACAGGUGUGCGUGUUCGACCCGGGGCGGGAGGCCGGAGGCGGGGGAGGAGGCGGGAGCUCAGGCGGGUCAGACGCACACAGGACACGCGCCGGCCGAGGCCCGCUGCUGCCCGGCACCCACGCCAGCUGCUGGGAGAACAAAUCCAAAAUGAACUACGCCCGUUGUUUCCACAAGAUGAUCUCUCACAACGGGAAGCUGUACGUGUUCGGAGGCGUGUGCGUGAUCCUGCGGGCUUCCUUCGAGUCGCAGGGCUGCCCGUCCACCGAGGUGUACGACCCCGACACCGACGAGUGGACCAUCCUCGCCUCCAUGCCUAUUGGGCGCAGCGGCCACGGGGUGGCGGUGUUGGACAGGCAGAUCAUGGUGCUGGGCGGUCUGUGUUACAACGGCCACUACAGUGACUCCAUCCUCACCUUCGACCCCGACGAAAACAAGUGGAAGGAGGACGAGUAUCCCAGGAUGCCUUGCAAACUGGACGGUCUGCAGGUGUGCAGUCUGCACUUCCCAGAGUAUGUGCUAGAGCACGUUAGACGCUGCAGCUGAGGUCUGCUCCACAACGAGCCUCCUUUUUAUAGAAACGAGGAUGCACUGACUGAAGUCUCCCGCUGGGAGAGCGGGUGUUUACGGGUGGGAGACUCUGCUUUUAAAUAGAGACCAGCACCUCGGGUGAGGAAAAGAUGGCCGGGCCAUAGAUUUGCUGUUCUUACUGAAGCCAAUCGAAGCGUGGCGCGGUGAGACGCCACAUGUUAGCAGUCAGCUUGGACAUUUUCAAAAUCAGCUUUCUCAGAAAAUUAAGGAAAAAUAUUUGUGGGGAGAGGGAAAAAAAAAAGGUUGAAUCUGCUGGUUUAUGUUGGACUGUGGUCAGUUUCUAUUCUACUGCUCGCCGACUGUAUUUAGGCUGUCCAGUCGGGCUCACUGCAGAAACGCACUGGAAGCAUCAGAUCCAUCCGCAGAGGGACCUGAACUUGUUUUAUUCAUCAUGAGGAAUUGUCUGAAUUAGGUUUCUUUGCCUGCACCCUGAGAUUUUGACCUAAAUCAUCAAGUUGCUCUUAUUGACAAAUAGGUUAGUGAAUGCCAAAACAUGACUGCUGCUAUUUCAACCAAUUACAAAAUACCCAAUAAGAUAUAAAAGAGUUAAAGAAUAUGAUCAGGUAUAUAAACAAAAUAUUAACACUAUGUGUAGUGUAGCUAACCUUACAUAUACGAAGCAGACUGUAGAGACCCUCUGACAGAUACGGCUUGUUACAGAUGCUGCUGACUCUCCUGAUUAUUCAUUCAUAAAAUCAUCAGUUGUUCGCUUCCAGUGCGUUUCACAGUUUCCUCCUAAUUCUGCUCUUUACUCCCAGAUAUGUGCUCAUGUCCAUACAUCACUGUGUCUUUCUGUCCCCUCUGCCUCCUCCGUCUGAGUUUGAGAGUAUGUGUGUGAGAGCUGAAUGCAAGAAGAAAAAAACAUAACACUACAUGAUGCACGAGGUUCUUCAUUCGAUGGCGUGUGAACGGGGAUCCACAGGGGUCAAACGGUUGUUUUUACUAGAUAACAUGAAGGAAAGCUCUUCCUGUGUCCGUCUCCUCUCUGGCAGUGCUUUACUCACACUCUUCUACAUUCCCUGCACUUUACUGGUUUGUUAUCGUGGCUGUAGAGUUGAUUAACACGCUGUAAUGGUACAUGCGGUUAGCAGUGUCUGAAAUUAACCUUCUGACUGGUGAGUCCAGAUGAACUAAAGAUGAUGAAAAUGUGCAGCUGUAGUUGAAAUAGUUAAGAAACACGGCGCCUCAUGCAAGAACAUUUUCAUAUCCUUAUCCUGAACUUCUCUUUCUACGUUCUGCCUUUAGUUUGUUUGUACGAGAGCUUCAUUUACCAAACUCUUAGCUGCACAAACACGUAAAUAGGGAACGAUUAUUUUCAGUAUCGACUAAUCUGCCUAAUAUUUUUACGAUUAAUCGUUUAGUCUACAAAUUGUCAAGAAAUUGUGACAAUUGCUCAUCACAGUUCUCCAGAGCCCAAAGCGACGUCUUCAAAUUGCUUCAGUCUAAAAACCCAAAGACUCUUCAUUUACCAUCAUUAAUGACAAAGAAAAGCAGCAAUUAUUUACAUAUAAGUAACUGUUGCAGCUCUAGUCGUAAGCAGCUUGUUUCAGCCUGUUGAUGAUGAUGAUGGUUUGUGAGAUCUCAUCAGUAGCCCUAAAGUUGCCACGGAAGGCUUCAUGUUCAGCUCUGUUUCUGGGAGGGUUUCGUUCACAUACAUGUUACCAAAGAGUAAGAGAGAAGACGCUCACACUGCAGAGCUUCAAGUCCUGCUGAUGGAAAUGAGCAAACUAAUCCAGCAGUGUCCGUUUAGUGGGAUUAGAGGACAGCUGUUAGUGACGCUCGCUUAGAGCAGCGCUUUACUGUGACAGACAGACAGAGGGAAAUAUUAGACGAGAUAAUAUUAAAGCUUUUAGCAGGUGAUGUUACAGCAGAGGAUGCGCUGCAGAAAGACUCUGAAACUACUGAAGUUGUCCUAGUUAUGUUUUAUUUUUGUAUAUUUAAACUCCAGAUUCAGUCAGAUUAAGGUGUUAUGAGUUCAGGUCUGACUCGUCCGACAAAUCUUUCCUCUGACUGGUUCUUGCACGGGGCCCGUUGUUUAUCCUCCUGUAAAUUGAGCUACACGUUUCAUGUAUGUCAUGUACCAAAACCAGGUUACGUGUCUUUUAGAUUUCAGCUUGUUUACCCUCUUAUACGACCGAACAGAGCUCAGUAUAAACAAAAGCUUUCAGCUGCGAGUGACUCAAACAAUUACCAGCCAGUGUUUCCAGAGGAUUUUUACCACCAAAGCUGAAUCAUACCAGCGCUUUGCAGACAGCUGUGUUGAUUUCAGACAUUGAAAUGUCACCUGGAGUGCUUCAGUCAUAUCCGUUAUUCUGUCGCCACGCUCACUGUAAGGCCUUCACAUACACGCAGUCCGGCGCCUUGAUCCUGCAGCCCAGCAAACCCUGCUCGAUUACCAGCUCCAUGUUUUCUGAACUAGUCCUUAUUUAUUUUUUUCCCAUGAGCCAACUGUGAAAAGGGCUAGAGCACAUACUGACGCAGUUCUGUAUGUCGGCCGUGUAUUUAAUUAAUAUUUAUUUUCUGAAGUAUUGCUUUCACCGAGCUAUGCAGUAACAGUAGUAGGGUUAUUUAUUAUGACAAGAAUUUCAUUGUGAAUCGUGUUGUUUUUUUAAAUUGUUCUUUGUCCUCGGCCGUCCGUCCCGUCCACCUCAGCAGCUCUGCAUGUGGCUAAUGAACGGAUGCUGUUUCAGUGUAAACGGAUGAGAAGGGUUAAUAAAAGGCAUCAGUGGAAACAUGUGACAGUAACAGAUGAACAGGUACAGCUUUUAAAGGAGGGUACUGGUGUCCUUACACAUGACUGUCCACUUAUUAUCGUCUCCAGAAGCUUUACAUGUUCCUGUAUGCAAAUUCUCUCCAGAUGUUGAAUUUACAGAUUGUUUUAUAAGUUCUUAAAUGCAACCUUGUUUGUAGGCGGCAUGUUUUUGAGGAAUCAGACUUGAAUUUUCUUCAUGACACAAAAACACUCCGGUAUUAUCCUUUAAAGUCAUGUUUCUUUGUGUUAACGGUGUCCCUGCUGUCCACACACUCGCACACAAACACAAACCUUGAGUCCUGAGAACACAGCUUUACCGUGUUCAUGCGACGCCACAGGGGGUUUGUCCGUUUGGGGAGAUCUUUGUGGCGCUCGGUAGAAGUCUUGGGUUGUGUAUUUUCCACGUCGACGCCUCCUCAGCAGUGAGAAGUUGCGUGACUUCAUAUAAAGCAGCUUUGAUUUCAAAAUGUUUGAAAGCAAAAAAUUACAGAAAUUGCGUUAUGUGCUGCAACUAACGAUUAUUAUAAAUCAAUUAAUUGUUUUAAUGUAAAAAAAAAAAGUCCAACUGAUGUCUUUAAAUGUUUUGUUUUGUUCGACCAACAGUCCAAAACUCAAAGAUGUCUCAUUUACUGUCAAAAUAUGACAAAGAAAAGCUGCAGAUCGUCAGUUUUGAGAAGCUGGAACCAGCAAAUAUUUGGUAUUUUUGCUUAAAAAAUGACAGAAGCUAAAUGACACUAAAGAAAACUAAACAUUUAUGUUAAUCUACAUGGUUUUUAUUUCUCACAUGCUUUGGCAACAUAAACGUCCCGUUGAACUGAAGUAAAAGAAAAAUAAACUUAAUUUCCCCCUAAAAUUUAAAACCUUUUCUGCUUUCAAACAUUUUUAUUGCUGCAGUUUGUUCACAUUCUUCAUGUUUUAAGGUUCAAGUAAAUUUUUAUUUAUAUAAAUGUCACAUAUUUUCGUCGAGGGGGGGCUUCAAAACAUUUCAUAUUAUCGAUGUUCACACUGUUUUAGCACUUUUUUCCGCUCCAGAACAACCACACAAGUGUCACACGUUGUAAAACGCACCAAUGAUCACACUGUCCGAGGCAGGUCUUUAGCUCCACGUCUCCUUUUGCGUCACCGCACUCUGCAUCCUCUCGCCGCUCCUCCUCCUCUCAUGUUGCUCUUAAAAGAAGAAACGUGUAACCGAUGACGUACUACUGUCCUGACCUGAGGCACAUUCAUUCAUUCAUUCAUUCAUAGCGCAGCAUCCUUUAGUCCUUCAGUCUGUCAGUAGGAAAACAGAGUAGAGGAUUAAAAAAAUAAACAUACCUUGCAACAACGACUGUAUCUGAAAAAGAAAGUGAAAUCAGAUUAACAUAUCUUAAUAAUAAUCUGAGUAGAAACUCUUUGGAAACGAUUUGUAACUUCUUUCCAGAAAUAAAUGUUCAUAUUGGUCAACUUUCA
This is a messenger RNA of Micropterus dolomieu (smallmouth bass), 6707 nucleotides long. It is a transcript of the gene klhl15, whose product is annotated as kelch-like family member 15. The record is from RefSeq and is a predicted model, not a curated record. Gene Ontology annotation, cellular component: Cul3-RING ubiquitin ligase complex; nucleus. Gene Ontology annotation, biological process: protein ubiquitination; nuclear protein quality control by the ubiquitin-proteasome system. The transcript is spliced from 10 exons. The coding region runs from base 566 to 2461 and encodes 631 amino acids. NCBI's taxonomy places the organism in Eukaryota, Metazoa, Chordata, Actinopteri, Centrarchiformes, Centrarchidae. Gene Ontology annotation, molecular function: protein binding.